Paramuricea clavata is the source of this 1710-nucleotide messenger RNA. The record is from the annotation of a GenBank genome assembly. Lineage: Eukaryota; Metazoa; Cnidaria; Anthozoa; Malacalcyonacea; Plexauridae.
AUGCCAAAUAAAGAGCGAUGCAAAAGACAACGAGAAGGGAAACUCCAUACGGCAGCUUCGAAUGUGCCGAAACUUAGUUGUUUUGGUUUCACAAAGAUAACGCAUCAGUCGGUUCAAGUCACAAACACUAAUAAUGAAUCAGCAAAUACUAGCCUCUCGAACGUCCUUCAUAAAAACAACCGUGAGCAUGACGUCGAAUUCGUAUCUGGGAUACCUACGUCUACGGAGGUGAUUACAUGUACAACUCCAGUAAACAACGACUCUGGAAUAAACAUUAACGACGACGAUUCGCUAUUGGUUGGCAACGUCAAUGAGUCGAGCAGCGACGAGGAAGAUUCCCUUUCGGUGAGUAAUGAUCCUGAUUGGCCUGAAACAAACAACGAUUCGUUUUCCGUUACUCCAGCUAUUUCGGUACCAAGCGAAACCAUUCUUGAAAGCGAAUCAUUUCUUGACACGCUUAUUCCAGAAUCAGAUCCCACCAGUACUCAUCCUUCAACAACUCCAAGUCCAGGUCGUCAGUCUCCAUGUUGCACACAAAGUCGUAUAUACCAGCCAACGUUUGAUGAAUUGAAGAAAACAUCUGUCAGGCAGACGUCCCCGGAUGGGAAACAUCGGCAGUGUCCAAUGUCAAUUUUUUCGAAGUAUUCAUGGGCUACGUAUUGUCUAACGCAAGGCAGCAUAGCAUGUUUUUUUUGCAAAACGGCGAGCGAAAAGGGGCUAAUAACAUUUACUAAUUAUAAGAACAAUGCUUUCUGUGCGGCAACUUUUGCCAAUUGGAAAAGAUGGCAAGAAAAACUUGAAAAGCACCACAAUUCCAAUUUUCACAGAGAAGCAAUUGAGAAAAUUAGUUGCUUGAACAAUGCUAAAAUGAAUGUUGGAGCUCAGCUUAAUGACAAAUAUAAAGGUAACCAAGAACUUCAUCGAUAUUUAUUUCUGAAACAGCUAAGCAGCCUAAAGUAUCUGGUACGCCAAGGUCUUGCAUUACGGGGACACGAACGUAUAGAUAGUAAUCUUAUUCAACUGCUUAAAACAAGGGCUGAAGAUGUUCCUGAACUGAACAACUGGAUUGAGAAUAGACAAUACCUAAGUCCCAUUAUAAUCAAUGAGCUCCUCGAAAUGAUGGGUAAUACAGCCUUACGAUCGAUUUUAGAGGACAUUCGGAAUAACUCUGGAUUCUUCGGGUUAAUUGCAGACGAGUCUCGUGACAUCAGCAAUAAAGAGCAGCUAACGUGUAUACUUCGAUGGGUAUCUCUGUCCGAUCUGAUGACCCAUGAAGAUUUUAUUGGAAUGUACCUGGUCGAGAAACCCGAUGCCGAGACUAUAGCAGCUUCUUUGAAAGACAUUUUGCUGAGAUGUAGUCUCAACCUAAACGAUUGUUUUUGGCAGGCUUACGAUGGAGCAGCAACAAUGAGUGGUCAUCUUAGUGGAGUUGUGGCUGGGCUACAAAAUGAAAACCCGGUCGCUUUCCGUAUCCAUUGUUCUAACCACAGAUUAGAUUUGGCAUUGAAAGGCUGUGCAAAUGAGAGCAAGAUUAUUGGCGAUACUCUAAGCUUUGUACAGGAUUUAGCAGUUUUUAUCCGUCACUCUCCUUUGAGAAUGUCUACCUAUGAGAGAACAUUGCAAGCGAGUCGCUGGAAGAUAACGAGCAUGUCGAAAGCCUUCAUCUUCUUUGUCCUACUCGUUGGACCAUUAGAACCAAGGCCAUAUUAG